GCCUCAAAAACAUUCAUGUGAAAAACUGAAAUCUAGGCCAGUAAGAGUAUUACAAAGUUACAAACUUUGAUUUGAACCCAAAAACAAGAAAAUAAAAGGAAAGGAAAACCAACCCAAGAACCUGAUAAAGCUAAUUAACCGUUUGGAAGAAGUAAUGAGGCUUAUUGAAUUGACCUUUCCUAGGCUCUAAAACUCAAACCGAAACCGACUCCUUGCCUGUCCACUAAUCCAUACUUUCUUUCUUCUUAUUCCCCUCGUGUCCAUUUUCUCUGCCUCCACGUUUUCUCGUGCCUAAAUCUCUCUCUCUCUCUCUCUCUCUCUCUCUCUCUCUCUCUCUCCAAAAAUCAUAAACGAAACCAAGAACAAGAAACCCCCUUUCCCAUUUCAAAUCUAUUACAAACCACUGUUAAAAGUUGUAGCCUUUGCAAAUGAGUGAGUGUUUAAGCAUUGGUUUUUUCAACUAUUUUACAUUAUGAAGUUAUAUGUGUAUGUAUUGGAAGGUAAAGACUUGCAUGUGAAAAACUGUUACGUGAAGCUUCAGGUAGGGAAGCAAAAAUCCAAGACUAAGAUUUUGAGGAACCCCACCAAUAAUCUAAUAUGGAAUGAGGAGUUUGUUUUCAGAGUCCAUGACAUGGAUGAGGAGCUUAUUGUCUCUGUCUAUGAUCAUGAUAUUGAUCCGGGUUUCUUCCAUGGAUCGGGUGGGUUAAUGGGUCGGAUUCGUUUGCCUAUUUGGUCUGUUGUUGCUGAGGAUAAUCACACCUUGGCCCCUACAUGGCUCUCUCUUGAAAAGCCAAAGAGAAAUAAGGGAAAACAUAUUGACAGAGACAGCGGAAAAAUUCUUCUCACUGUUUCUCUGCACGGAAAACUCCAGGAGUCUCAAUCCUAUUCCUUCAUUGAACCAAUGUCAGAUUUCACCAAUGAGGAACCUCAAGAACUUUUUUGUGUGUUACCUAACAAUGGUGGUGGCUCUACCAAAUCUAGGGGCAGGAAGAAAACAGAAGGAAAACAGUUGAUUAAAUCUUUUACUAACCGUCUAGAGAAGUUGUUUCACAAGAAUGAAGAUGCUUUUAAAACUAUUGAUUCUUCUUCGGAGUAUUCCAGUAUAAUUUCCGAAAAUGAUUAUUCGGUAGAGGAAUUUUUUUCUGAUUGUAGCUUUGAAGAAGCUCUUGAGAUAAUGAAGUCAAAGGAGAAUGAACAAGAAAUGCCUGAGAACUUGCAAGGGGGUGUACUAGUUGACCAAGCUUAUGCAGUUUCACCAAAUGAUCUUAACACAUUCCUUUUUGCUCCAAAUUCACAGUUUAGGAAAGAACUAGCCGAGCUUAAUGGAACUACGGAUUUACACGAGGAGCCUUGGACGUGGAGCUCAGGAGAUACUUCGUGUUUGACACGAGUUGUCUCUUCCACUAAAGCUGCAUCGAAGUUGGUGAAGGCUUGCAAAGCCAUUGAGGAGCAAACUUAUGUAAGAGCAUGUGGAAAGGAGUUUGCUGUUUUUGUAAGUGUUAGUACACCUGAGGUUCCCUAUGGGAAUGCAUUCAAGGUUGAAUUGCUUUACAAGAUAAUGCCUGGACCAGAGGAAGAAUCCUCUCAUCUUGUAAUAUCAUGGGGAAUUAACUUUCUUCAAAGCACAAUGAUGAGAGGUAUGAUAGAGAGCGGGGCUCGACAGGGCCUGAAGGAGAGUUUUGACCAGUUUUCUAAUUUGCUGGCUCAGAAUUUUAAGACAGUGGAUUCUAAAGUCUCAGCUGGAAAAGACCAUAUUCUUGCAACUCUGGCAACAGAACACCAAUCAGAUUUGGAAUUGGCCAGUGAAUACUUCUGGAAUAUCACAGUACUUACUACUAUUUGUAUGGUUGUGUAUAUUGUGGUGCAUAUAUUACUCAGUGAACCAAGUCAAAGACAGGGCUUGGAAUUUUUUGGAAUUGAUUUGCCUGACAGUUUUGGGGAGCUCAUAACUAGUGGAAUUUUAGUCCUUUAUUUAGAGCAUGUUUAUCACAUGGCUUCACGUUUUGUACAAGCUCGGUUGCAAAGAGGAUGUGAUCAUGGAGUCAAAGCACAAGGUGAUGGAUGGGUUCUUACUGUGGCUUUGGUUGAAGGGGUGAACUUGACAUCCUUAGGUUCCUCGAAUUUAUCGGAUCCUUAUGUGGUUUUCACCUGCAAUGCCAAAACAAGAACAAGUUCAGUGAAGCUUCAAACUAGUAAUCCCCAAUGGAAUGAGAUACUCGAGUUUGAUGCUAUGGAAGAACCGCCAUCAGUAUUGGAUGUGGAAGUGUAUGAUUUUGAUGGCCCUUUUGAUCAAGCCACCUCACUUGGGCAUGCUGAGAUCAAUUUCUUGAAACAUUCAUCUUCUGAACUUGCAGACAUAUGGAUCUCUCUCGAGGGAAAGCUUGCUCAAUCAUCUCAAUCAAAAUUGCACUUGAGAAUCUUUCUGGAUAAUAACAAUGGAGAGGAAACAAUUAGAGACUAUUUGAACAAAAUGGAAAAGGAAGUUGGGAAAAAGUUGAAUCUUCGAUCACCUCACAAGAAUUCAACCUUCCAAAAACUGUUCAAUUUGCCACCAGAAGAGUUUCUUAUUAGUGAUUUUACAUGCCAGUUGAAAAGAAAAAUGCCAUUACAGGGUCGGCUUUUCCUAUCUGCGAGAAUUGUGGGGUUCUAUUCCAAUUUGUUCGGUUACAAAACCAAGUUUUUCUUUCUUUGGGAGGAUAUCGAAGAUAUCCAGGUACUUCCCCCAUCUAUAUCAUCUGUCGGUAGUCCUAUACUAGUCAUAAUCUUGAAGAAAGAUCGAGGUCUUGAUGCCAAGCACGGAGCAAAGUCUCAAGACGAAGAAGGCAGACUUAGAUUUUGUUUUCAAUCAUUUGUGUCAUUCAAUGUGGCUAGCAGGACAAUAAUGGCAAUGAGGAGAAGUAGAAUUCUAACACCAGAUCAGAGAGCUCACAUUGCUGAAGAGCAGGAGGAUCAAGAAGAAAAGCCCAUCAUGGUUGAAGAAUCUGAUUUUGUGUUGGAAGCUGAAAAUGUCACCAUGUCAAAAAUCUAUGCUUCCGAGCUUCCCAUAAAUCUAAGCUUGCUGAUGGAAAUGUUUGAUGGAGGAAAGUUGGAGCUAAAAGUAAUGGAAAAGUCUGGUUGUCUUUACUACUCAACAACUCCAUGGGAACCCUUUAAGGAUGACAUUCUUGAAAGAAAACUUUCAUACAGAUUCAAUCGUUAUAUCUCAGUCUUUGGUGGAGAAAUCACUUGCACACAACAAAAAUUCCCUAUCCGAAAUAGCCAAGGCUGGAUUUUGAAUGAAGUCAUGACCUUUCACAAUGUUCCUUUCUGUGAUCACUAUCGUGUUCACUUCAGGUACCAGAUUGAGAAAUCUGUGAUUGCCCAAAAUGUAAGCAAAUGUGAUGUUGACAUGGGAAUAACAUGGCUAAAGAGCACAAAGUUUCAGCAAAGGAUUACUCAAAACAUUACAGAUACGUUCAGAAAACGAUUCAAAGAAAUAUUUUCCUUAGUGGAGAAAGAGAUUCUCUUAGCUACUCAAGUUCAGCACACAAUUACAUCAUGAUUCACUUACAUUCACCAUAUCUUUUGUUUUGUACCUUUAUUCAAUUUUUUUUCAUUUAUUUUAUUAAAGAAAUUAUUGUACGAAAAGAAAAAAAAAAGAAAAAUUUCAUAAUGGAAAAGUCUUUUGUUGA
Messenger RNA from Cannabis sativa, 3671 nucleotides. RefSeq names its product C2 and GRAM domain-containing protein At5g50170. The record is from RefSeq and is a predicted model, not a curated record. The transcript has 9 exons. NCBI's taxonomy places the organism in Eukaryota, Viridiplantae, Streptophyta, Magnoliopsida, Rosales, Cannabaceae. Bases 473 to 3541 code for a protein of 1022 amino acids.